CUAAUAUAAAAUGUGACCUUUGUGGGAUAAAAGUGAGUGUAAAUAACUAUUUUAGUCGUUUACCUCCAUUCACGUCUGCUCUUCGAGGAGCGCCCCCUGCUGUGCUCCAGACUGAACUGCAGGCAUUUUGAGUACAGUGGGACCCGCAGGAAGUGGAAUGGCAUCCUGCAGAUCGGCUCUGAUAACAGCUUGUAGCGGACCUGCCGGGCAUUAAUUCCCUUUAACUGUGACCCUGAUUUCUCUGAAGUUGUGUUUCCAGCAGGGUCAACACUGGAACUGGGAGGCAGGUGAAGCAGGAGCAGCAGCCCACCCGGCCAGUUCAGCCCACCCUCCACAAUGUCCUCACGACUCCAUCCACACUGACGGCUUUCGCCCGGCGUGCGGAGGGACGGGGCGGCUGGAGAAAGCGCCGGCUAGCAUGCGGCAGCAGUGGCCCCGUGUUUCCAGGAGGCGGCGCUGCUGAGAAGCGAUCGGUCGGGGCUGAGAGCGCGUCUGCCGGGGCACCAUGGACGACUUCACCACAAGGACGUACGGCACCAGCGGCCUGGACAACAGACCUCUGUUUGGAGAAACCUCAGCUCGGGAUCGAAUCAUCAACACGGCGGUGGGGGGAUUUACGUCUGUGGUUGUUCUAGUGACUGUUAUCUGUUCCUUUAUGUUUCCCACGUUGCCUCCUCGGCCGCUAAAUAUCUUCUUCGCCGUGUGCAUCCUGUUAACCUGCGGAUCCACGUUAGUGCUGAUAUUCUGGUACCGGCAGGGCGACCUGGAGCCCAAAUUCAGGAAUCUGAUCUACUUCAUGCUGGCGUCCAUCGUGCUGCUGUGUAUAUGUGCCAACCUCUACUUCCACGAUGUCAGGUAAAGGCGGGGCCAAGGAAGACGAGGAGGAACAAGGGAAGACGGCCUUGACGAGCAGGAUCGACCAACGGGAAGGAAUCACAUGACCAAAAAUAAAUAAAUACAUUUACACACUAACUUGAACCUGCAGAGGACUGUGGGACCAAAACCAGUGGGACUUACUGGUUCCAGUCAGACGCAUGCAAAGACACUGGGAGUGAUGAUGUACUGUAAGAGGCCAAAAAUCUGCCUGGAGACAAACUGCUGGAGGACGAACUUUAUGAUAAACGAGUGUAUUUACAUGCACAUACGAUGCCUCAGUUAAAGGAAAAAUCCACCUCAGAUUCUCGUCGUUAUGAAUCUGUUGUUUUGUUUAGUUCUUUAAAGAUGUGAAUAUAGUUAGAAAGUUAUUUUUCCAGUUUUGAUCAUUAGACUCCAAUAAAGCACCUUCAGAGGUCCGUUAACAUAACAGGAGGAGGUGGGGAACACAGACUUUUCACUUUCACUAUCUUGUAGUUUUUUUAACACUGUGCUCUCAUUGGCUAAUAGCACUAAAUGGGGCCAUAAUUUACAAAAUAAACAUGUUGUAUUAAGUAAGACCUGAAACUAGCAACUGAGGCCAUAAAUCAUCAGGAAAGUUAAUGCAGGUCAUAAAUCAAGGGAAACAGGAAGUAGGGCUGUUUCCCCCUCAACUUCUCUAUAAUCUGAUAUCUGUUUGGAAAUACAGGCUCCGCCCCCUGCUGGCUGUUAGAAAUCAAGCAGGUUAAGACACUUCUGCAGUGAUCCUGGUUCAGAAGCAACUUCCAGCUUUAACCCCAUCACUGCAGACUGUAUAUAAAAUAUCCAGUAUGCUCUGGGGAAUGUCAGGCUUUGGUGUGCGAUAAGCAUCCACAGGAGGGCGACAGAGUUACAGGGGAGCUACAGGUGUUCAGUGAGCCACCAAGUGGCAACCUACAAGAAAACCUGCAGCUCAUCUAGUGGCCACUAGAGGGUGGCUCCCGCUCUGAGUCAGUCCCCAUAGACUCCCAUGUUUACAGCUGCUUUGACUGGCAGGUGUGUAGACACAGGAAGCUGUAGCCAGUAGAUGCUGCUGGUCCCUCAACUGGACCUGGCUCCAAAAAACCAACAUAGCGGUGGCUGCCGACGUGUGAACUCUGAGUCCUCGUGAACCAGUCGGUGACAUCACAGUGGCUAUGUUCAUCUUUUAUAUACAGUCUAUGGUUCUAACAAGGGCAUAAACGUGUAUUUUAGCCAUAAAUCUGCUUCCAGAUGACAAACAUGGACUCUUCAGAAGUUGCCUAAUAAUCGUCACAUCUGGAGUUCUCUGAUUCAGUGAUCACUGUGUGUGCGUCAGUGAGCUAAUUCAGCCUUCCAAAAUAUAAGCAAAUUUAGGCUCAGAAGAGCGAUUUAAAAGCGGCACAUGUAACGAGUCUUAAGGGGUCAUUACAAACCUGGUGGCUCACCUGGCUGAAGUUAACCCCCCAGCCAGGCCAGUACCUGGGCUUUUCUUUUUUUAAUCCAACCACAAAGUGAAUUAUGUAUAUUAACCAUUACGCUCCUUAGCCCAGACAAUAAUCUGCUGCUUUUACCUGCUCAGGUGAUUACCAGGUGGACUUUUCCUUUAAACUGAAUGAAGGUUUUGAGUGUGUAAACACAUGGAGGGAAGCAGCACUUCAGUACUGUAGACGUUAGCACACGGCUGUAGCAGUAUAUCACAAAUAUGCAAAUCUGUGUUUUCCUUCUGUCUGCUUCUUCUGAUGAUCACCGAUGUAUUUAAUUACUGUCCAAAUCUAGCUGAGAGGAUUUUAAGUUGGAUUUAAAUGACUGCCAAUUCUUGCACUAAGCAUUGCUGAAUCACACACACACACACACACACACUCAGGCCAGCUGUAGCACCAAUGGAAAUGAAUGAAAGCUCUGUAAAUGGCUUUACCCAUAAAUCUGUGUGCACUGUUAUUAAUUUGGCUGUUUAUAAAUGUUGAUUUGUCCGUCUGAGCGCCGCACAG
Molecule: messenger RNA, 2840 nt
Organism: Archocentrus centrarchus (flier cichlid)
Lineage: Eukaryota; Metazoa; Chordata; Actinopteri; Cichliformes; Cichlidae
Gene: tmem243b
Product: transmembrane protein 243, mitochondrial b
Exons: 5
Coding region: 506-859 (117 amino acids)
Source: RefSeq, a predicted model, not a curated record